AUGAACAUUCUUACUAAUUUCAUCUUUAUGUUGUUCGGGUUCUUUUGGUUAAUAUCACCGGUCAUUGCUGUCAAAAAGUCCUAUAUUGUGUUAUUAGGAUCUCAUUCACAUGGGUUAGAGGUAUCAGCAGUAGAUCUUCAAAGAGCGGUCGAUUCCCAUCACAAAUUGCUCGGAUCCUUCUUGGGGAGUUCUGAAAAGGCAAAAGAUGCAAUUUUUUACUCGUAUAAGAACCACAUCAAUGGGUUUGCAGCCAUUCUAGAGGAGGAGGAGGCCACCAAACUUGCAAAGCACCCAGAAGUAGCAGCAGUGCUGCCAAACAAAGCUAAAGAGUUACACACAACUCAUUCAUGGGAGUCCAUGCAUUUGGAGAAGAAUGAUGUUAUUCCUUCUUCUUCUCCUUGGAGGAAGGCUAGAUUUGGAGAAGAUGUUAUUAUCGCCAAUCUUGACUCAGGUGUAUGGCCGGAGUCCAAGAGUUUUGGAGAACAAGGCAUAGUUGGAGGCGUGCCAUCGAGGUGGAAAGGAGGCUGCAUGGAUAAAACCCCUGAUGGAGUGCCUUGCAACCGGAAAUUAAUCGGAGCAAAGUAUUUCAACCAAGGGGCACUCGCGUACUUGAAAUCCCAAAAUUUAAUGGAGGAACUCCCAUUGAUCGUCAACUCCACGCGCGACUACAAAGGUCAUGGAUCCCACACGCUGUCGACGGCUGGCGGCAGUUAUGUCUCCAACGUUAGCGUAUUUGGGUCCGGUAUCGGAACUGCCAAGGGCGGCUCUCCCAAGGCCCGCGUUGCUGCCUAUAAGGUCUGCUGGCCGCUUCCUAACAUUGGUGGCUGCUUUGACGCCGACGUUGCCGAGGCAUUUGAUCAUGCCAUCCACGACGGCGUCGAUGUCCUUUCGCUUUCCAUCGGCAGUCCACCAGCCGAAUACUAUGAUGAUAUCAUUGCCAUUGGUUCCUUUCAUGCACUAAAGAAAGGAAUCCCCGUUGUGUGCUCCGCCGGAAACUCCGGCCCGAGCAUGGCGACUGCUUCUAAUAUUGCUCCGUGGAUUUUGACAGUCGGGGCUAGCACUUUGGACCGUGAAUUUCAGGCGCCCAUUGAACUUGGAAACGGACAACGCUUCACGGGAUCGAGCCUUUCGAAUCCAUUAGCGGGAAGAAAGCUAUACCCAUUGAUAACGGGAGCUCAGGUGAAAGCGACGACUGCCUUUGCCCAGGACUCCAUUCUCUGCAAACCGGAAACCUUGGAUCAUUCUAAAGUGAAAGGGAAGAUCUUGGUUUGCUUGAGAGGGGGUUCUUCGAGAAUUGACAAAGGAAUGCAAGCCCUCCUCGCCGGUGCUGUCGGAAUGAUUCUCUGCAAUGAUAGGCUUAGUGGAUUUGAAAUCAUGGCCGAUCUCCAUGUUCUUCCAACUUCCCAUAUCAAUUACAAUGACGGCCAAGCUGUUUUCUCGUACAUCUAUUCCACGAAGUAA
Molecule: messenger RNA, 1461 nt
Organism: Cucurbita moschata (crookneck pumpkin)
Lineage: Eukaryota; Viridiplantae; Streptophyta; Magnoliopsida; Cucurbitales; Cucurbitaceae
Product: subtilisin-like protease SBT5.4
Exons: 7
Coding region: 1-1461 (486 amino acids)
Biological process (GO): proteolysis
Molecular function (GO): serine-type endopeptidase activity
Source: RefSeq, a predicted model, not a curated record